Messenger RNA from Bacidia gigantensis, 954 nucleotides. RefSeq lists its product as uncharacterized. The coding region runs from base 1 to 954 and encodes 317 amino acids. The record is from RefSeq and is a predicted model, not a curated record. Gene Ontology annotation, biological process: mitochondrial proton-transporting ATP synthase complex assembly. Gene Ontology annotation, cellular component: mitochondrion. Lineage: Eukaryota; Fungi; Ascomycota; Lecanoromycetes; Lecanorales; Ramalinaceae. The transcript is spliced from 2 exons.
AUGUUGACGAUUCGGACGCCUUCCUUGCGGUAUACGUUCGGCAACGCCGCGCCAUGUUUGCGGAACACCCAGCGGCGAUGGGCCCAGGUCCACGAUGUUCGGUUUCUCGUAACGCACAAUCAAGGCCAGAGGGUCGCCGAGAGAUACCAGCAAAAGCUCCAACAGCGAGCCAAACAAGAAGGCUACAGGGACGUGGAAGAGCUGAAGCAAUCCUACCAAGAGAAGAUUGAAGCACAACGCAAGAAGGCACUCCAGACAAACCCACGGCCAUCACCAUCGUCAACCGCAUCCCCUCAGCCGACGCAAUCAUCCUCUUCACCAUAUCCCGCACCACCUUCUCCGCCACAGCCUACCACUACGGCCAGCGCCCCACCGCCACCUCCUGGCAUCAAAACACUCUCCUCCUACAUCGACAUCCCUAAGACCCGCGAGCUGCCUCAAAAAGAAAUAGAAUACAUCUGGCGGCUCCGACACGCCAACGACACACAGUCCCUUUGCGCUGUGAUCCCCUCCUCCACAUACGCCCGUAUCGAAUCCACCGCCCGCCAGCACCCACGCUUCAUCCUCCCCCUCCCGCGAGCCGACGACAAAGGCGAGCAAGGGGCGGAAAUUCAUUUCUUGCAAUGGACAUUCCCUACACCCACGACAGCGACGGUGCUAUUCACACAUCUGGCAGAGUAUAAAAUGAGAGGCGAAUUUGCCCAGCCGCAUACGACGGUGACACAUCACACAGACUUACGGGAAGAGAAAGAGCUGGUGCUUCUGGAGGGCAAGGUGGUGCCGGAUCGGGGAAUCAGUGUUGAUGAAGGAAAGUGGCUGUUGAUGUGUUUGCAGAAAUUCUAUGGGGGGACGGGGGAAAAGCCCGAGAGAAAAAGUCUUCUGGAAAAGUUCAGUGGGGGCGAUGGGGGAUUUAGGGUGGAGGAUCUACUGGAGGAGACCGAGAAGAUUGUGUAA